Molecule: messenger RNA, 1224 nt
Organism: Nothobranchius furzeri (turquoise killifish)
Lineage: Eukaryota; Metazoa; Chordata; Actinopteri; Cyprinodontiformes; Nothobranchiidae
Gene: gosr2
Product: golgi SNAP receptor complex member 2
Biological process (GO): vesicle fusion; intra-Golgi vesicle-mediated transport
Cellular component (GO): Golgi apparatus; endoplasmic reticulum membrane; ER to Golgi transport vesicle membrane
Molecular function (GO): SNARE binding; SNAP receptor activity
Source: RefSeq, a predicted model, not a curated record
UCCGCUUGUCAUUUCCGUACACAAAAGCUCCGCUGAUGACGUGUACACUCCUCAAUCGUUAGCUAAAAAGCUUAGCCACCUGUUAGAAUAGAGGUAUUGUAAUAAAUAAGUUAUCAAGGAGACGGCGGUAGAAACGUUGGCUUUGUAACGAUGGAGACGCUCUACCACCAGACAAACAAACAAAUCCAGGAGGUGCAGUCUCAGAUGGGAAACCUGGAGAGGACAGACCGUGACUCCGUUCACUUGUUAGAGAAUGAACUCCAGGCUAGAAUCGACCAGAUCUUCAAUCAUCUGGAACGCCUUGAGAUCCUCGCCAGCAAAGAACCACCUAAUCGCCGCCAGAAUGCCAAAUUACGAGUGGACCAGCUCAAGUACGACGUUCAACAUCUGCGGACGGCUCUACAAAACUUUCAGCACCGACGUUACGCCAGAGAGGCCCAGGAAAGAGAACGGGAGGAACUCCUGAGCCGCACCUUCACCACAAAUGAUGCAGAUACCUCCAUUCCUAUAGAUGAAACCCUACAGUUUAAUACCAACUUGCACAACGCACACAGAGGCAUGGACGACCUCCUGGGCAGUGGCUCGAGCAUCCUCAAUGGGCUCCGAGAUCAAAGAUCUACUCUCAAGGGAACACAUAAGAAGAUGCUGGAUGUGGCCAACAUGUUGGGUCUAUCGAACACGGUGAUGAGACUUAUAGAAAGGCGAGCCACCCAAGAUAAGUUCAUCAUGAUCGGAGGAAUGUUGCUGACCUGCAUCUUCAUGUUUCUGGUCGUCAGAUACCUGGGCUGACAUCCAACCACCUGUUUGCCAACAGUUAAAAAGUUCUGGACAUUUCAGCAUUUCGUCAUCCCACAUGAUAUGAAUUUUAACAUUUAAGUGACCUAUAACUGGUGCCAUUAUGUUUUCCUUUUCCACAUGGAUUAGCAUCAUUUUACCCUGGAUUGUUGCUAAAUGGGAAUGCUGAAGACUCGACGUACAGACAGUAUUUUACAGCACUUCAAAGUCCUGAUAGCCUGUUACUUCUAAUCAGUCUGCUGCUUCCUCCAGAUUUACUACCAAACAUCUACUCUUAUCAAAACCACUGUAAACUAUUCUUGUUAUUGUUUUCUUCCAAUGAAAAAAUCAUUUUUUUUUCUCCUUGGUUUGUCAUUUGUCUUUUCAUAACAAGAGUAUAAAUGUAAAAAUGCCCAUUAUUUAAUUUGUCUGACUAAACUAACAUUUUCU